Messenger RNA from Trichobilharzia szidati, 2293 nucleotides. Lineage: Eukaryota; Metazoa; Platyhelminthes; Trematoda; Strigeidida; Schistosomatidae. The record is from the annotation of a GenBank genome assembly.
GCGUUUAUUCUCAACUCUUAAUGACGAAUACGAUUCAUGAUGAUUAGUUCUGUUGAUUCCUUGGAAGUCGUUUUGAAGGCACUUAGUGUUGUUGACGGCCAUUGUAGUUCAAUUUCUCCCUAGUUUCAACGCUCAAAAAACAGUAUGCUUUUACUAUAAUCUUGUUUCGUUUUUUCCUUUAUGAAACCUUGUAUUGAUGACAGUUGCAAUAGUCUCAGUGACUCUGGUUUGGUCUCUUAGUUGUGAAUAUUAAUAGUUAACUUAUAUACUUAUUUAAAUGAGGCUUAUGUGUUCAUAUGGUGUAGUCAGGUUCCAACGUACUUAAAGCUCAGUUUGUAAACCUAUGGCAGUUUUUGUUGAUUAACAAUACUAUUUUCUUGCUCCGUCAAUCAAUUUUCCAGUAGUUUGCAUAUUGAUCUUAAGUGCUCUGUGUAAUUUACACAUACACCCCAUCUCUACUGCUAGAUAAUAUUUCACAGAGUUUCUGAAUGCCUGAUGGCUAGGAUAUAUAUUCGUGAAUUUGUAUUAUUAUCAAAAAGAAUAUCCUUUGUUCAGUAACCAUUCUGGAAAAUAUUAUGGGCAUUUUUAAUCGGUUAAAAUUCAAAAGAGUGAAACCUGUCGAAUUUACAUGGAUUAUUGGCUCCGUCUUGUCGAUUUUGCUGGUAUUAUCCAAAUAAUUUCUCUUACAAAAGAAUAUAACACUUUAAGUUAAUAGAACUAAGAAGUUACACAUAAAAUGGCCCCUACAUGCAGUAUUAUUACCCCCAGACGUCAACAUUGGCAGCUUAUUUGACCUUGUAAAGUCAUUAUUUAAAUUUAAAACCUAUAGUUUGGAUGUUGACAAAAGAAUAACGAAGAAUAAGUAAAUAAACCAAAACCUCAUUGCCCGACAUAUUCUUGUCCUCGUUAUUUAUGUGACGACUACGCAUACAUGCCUGACCAGACAUUGCUGUAAUAAACUUGUUUCAAUAUUUUGCAGUAGCUUAUUUUGACCUGGUGUGGAACAACGUCAUUCUUUCAAUACGUUACAUUUUAGAACAUUUUGAAGAAGUAAACACAAGGACUAACUGAAACCCACAGAUCACUUUUAAAUAAGUUUACACACAUCCGGUUUAACUUUAAACAAACUUGCUUUCAUGGAAUUAACACGAGAAGAGGUUGAAGAAGAAGACCAUGACUAUGUGGUCAUUGAUUUGCAGUUAUCAGCCCUAAAACUAAAUUUAAGUGAAGUCAUAUCAAAAAAGACAGCAGUAAUAUCCAGUGAACAGAAUGAAACUUUAAAAGCGAUAUCCAAUCUUAAGUCAUCUAAUGGCAGAAAAUCACUAGAUUCUGAACCAUUGCCCUUAAAUGAAGCAUCAAGUGAAAAAGAAAGGAGCAGUGCCAUUAAACUACCUAAAACUGAAUUUCAGACCCGUGAAGAAUUGGUCACAUGUAUUGAAGAGCUUCGAAAGUUGGUAGACAUGUUAACAUCCCAACUGAGUCGAGUUCGUGAAAUGCUUACACAAGAACGUGAGCAUCGUCUUGCAAUAGAAGCUGAACUGAUAUCAUCUGGCGCCUAUGCUUGCCAAUCUAGUAGAUGUUUCUCCUACGACGAAUAUGAUAAUGAUGAUGGUUUUGAUGAAAAUCGGCCAUGCAUUUUUACAGAUCUUCCAGCACACAAGUGUUUCGAUGAAAAAACAAAUGUUGUACAAUCCGCUGAGACAGAUUUCCCUACUGUAAAUUCAAAUAUGCAUUGCUCUCCCCAAGAGUUAUAUACUUCCAAGACAGAUUCAUUGAAAACUAACUAGUUCUCUGUGAUACUUCACUCAUAAUGUUUUUACACCUUUUUACUGGGUUUUAUCCUGUGUUUGACAGUUGACCCGGUGUUUCAUUCAGUGAAAGCACAAAGUUUUGCACCUGAUUUCUUGCAGUCCUGCUUACUACAGACAAUCUGGCAUGUGAACCAACGUCCUAACAAGGGAUCUCUGAGAUAUUCUACAGAUAACACUGUAUAUUUUCACAGUAUUAUGCAUUUGACUUUAUCUACAGCUUUUUUGUAUGUAUUUUUAUAAUAUCCAGCUAGAUGACAGCUAAUAACAAGCUUUUUCCUUUAUUUCUCUGCAUUCAAUAAUACGACUAGUGCAUGUAUUGUCUUUCAAAUUUUGACCGAAAUUAUGCAUCCAUCUUUUUCCUUUCAACUGCAUGGUCAUUAAAAAGAUUUUUGUCUUUCACAGAACACUAAUACCAUUAGUUCAAUUAUGUUAACUGAAAUCGAUCGAACUUUGUUAAUUAAAUAAAACUUGGAGAAAUAUUA